CUUGAUUCCCCUCCCAUGAUGACAUCACUUGCCCAUACAUAAAGGCAGAAGAUGGUGUGGCUUCUAUAAUGCUGAAUCUGUUGGGUAGAGACAACUUUUAAUCUAUUAGUGGCCUGACUAGAAAAUGUCUGAAAACAAAAGCCAAACUCCUGUUGCUGACACCCCAGAGAGCAGGGAACAUGGACAGCAGAAUGUGGUGAGCAGGGUGGCCAACAUGCCUUUGGUCAGCUCUGCCUGUGAUCUGGUUUCCAUGGCCUACACUUCCACUAAAGAGUGCCAUCCCCACAUCAGAGCUCUGUGUGAUGUGGCAGCUAAAGGAGUGAAGACUAUGACUGAAGCUACAAUCGGCUGUGCACAGCCAGUUCUGACUAAACUUAAACCUCAGAUUGCAGCAGCAAAUGAAUUUGCCUGCAAAGGACUGGAUAAGCUGGAGGAGAAACUGCCAAUCCUUCAACAGCCGACUGAUAAGGUUCUUUUGGAUGCCAAAGAGUUGGUGACAGGUACCAGGGAUGCCAUGAACAGCAGAGUGACAGAGGUGCUGGACAAGACCAUGGAGGCAGCAAAAUCAGCAGUAACCAGCAGCAUGAGCACAGUCAUGGGCUCUAGACUGGGGCUUGGGGCUGUGAGCAGAGCAGAAGCUGUGCGGGGGAAAUCAGCAGACAUGGUGGAUCACUCCCUCCCCAUCACAGAUGAUGAACUAGCUAAAUUAUCAGCCUCUGUGAAGGGGUUUGAGGUGGCUUCUGUGGAACAGCAGCAGAAGUACUUUGUGCAUCUGGGGUCUCUGUCCACUGAACUCCGCCAGUGUGCCUACCUGCAGUCCAUGGGCAAAGUGAGACUGCUUCAUCAGAGCAUGCAGGAGAACCUCUCUCAGAUCCAGCACAUCAUAGACCUGAUUCAGAAUGUUAAGCAGAGUGUAGGUAAGAAACUACACCAGGAUCAGCAGAAGCUGCACCAGUUGUGGCUGGAGUGGACUAAGAAGGAGCUUGCAGUAAUUGACAAAGGAUCUGCACAGCCAGAGCAGGUGGAUGCCCUGGUUCUGGUCAUGUCUUGGAGAAUCACUCAGCAGCUGCAGACCAUGUGCCUGAACCUAGUCAUUAUCAUCCAAGGCCUUCCUACCAGCGUUCAGGACAAGAUGCAGCAGGCUCAUCACAAUCUGCAUGAGGUCCAUGCUGUCUUCUCCAAGGCCAGUUCCUUCCAGGGCCUGUCUACCAGUAUCCUGACCUGCAGCAAGCAGAAGCUGCUCAAGGCCCAGGAAUAUGUGGAUGAACUGUUGGAAUAUGUGGUGCAUAAUGCUCAUCUUUCCUGGCUAGUGGGACCCUUUACCUCCUGUGGCAGAACCUCUGUAGAAUUGCAGCACCAGGAAGAUCAUAGGAUGGAGACAGAUUAGAGAAUCCUGCUAGCAUCUUUGCCAAAUACAAGCAUUACUUUUCUAGUCAUAAGGCAGCUGAUGGGGAGGGGGGAGAGAAUAACCUGCUGUCAUAGAGAAUUGCAGCUCUCCUCCCAGAAGAGGCUGAAAGUCCACAUAUCCAAGCCUGCUAUAGAAUCCUAGUGCUAGCAUAAUGUUGCAGGAAAUAAACUGAAGUGGUAUUGAUGAGCUGUAUGGGCUCUGAACUACAUUUCCCCACCCAUGCUUGGAUAACACCAUGGGUUAGAUAAUACCCCUUAAGCUGGAACAUCCCUCAGUGUUAGGUUUGAGACCUUAAGGUGGUUCUCUAUGCAAAUGGUACAUAUCAAACAUGCAGUUCUCAUCUAUCAGUCAUGUAUUGUAUUGCUAUUCACUUAAUCAAAGCUGCAUGCAAAGGAAUAGAUUACUAGGAGAGCUAACCUAGAAAAUGCUUUAAGCACCACUGACUAGAUCAUUUCAAAGCCUAGUACAAAUUUCCUGGACAUGGAGGGUGUAAACCUUGAAUUGGUAGGCCAUAAAUAUAGAACUACCAGAUACCUGUUGUGCAGCUGUCUAGAGCAAAACUUUCUAGAGGAUUUCUUUCCAUUGCAGCAGGUGUUUGGGUAGACCCUAAGCUGCUGAUAACCACUCUCUCCUCUACUCUAAGCAAUUAACUGCUUGUAUUGCAACACUUCUAUGCAUUUAACUCUAACAAAGAAGCAAAGCUGGUGCUGUGUGGUUGUCCAAAAUGUAAAACCUGCCUUUAUGUGAAAGAUGUGACUAAGAUCUCUACUGAAAACCCUUUUAUUUUUGAGACUAAACAUGCUUUGAUAUGUGAGUGGUCGCCAUCUCUCACUAACUGUUCCCCUAACCCUAUCUUAAACUGGGAGCAGGAGCCCUGCUCCUUUGUUAAACCUUCCUUGCUUGUUACUCAGGCUGGGUGAACAGGGGGAGGAGAGUCUAAAAUGUGAAACAGUGCAGCCUAUAUCUAAUGCUCACCAUGCAGCUGGCAGGAGGAGGGGAAUGACUUCUGUCCUUCCUAAAUCAGAAUUAACUACCUGUGCUUAAGGCUGGGCACUAGCAACUCCUGCCUCCUAUUCCUACCUCCUAAAAUAUGUGCAUGUAGCAGCAGAAGUGCAACUUGUAUCCUUACAUGGCUUUAUAGGUGCAGGAAGAAACAACUCUCCAAGCUUUCCUCUCCAGGGAAGUGCACUGUGCGUCUUUUGAACACAGGGUGGAGUGUCCUAGUGGGCAGUGAAUGGUAAGUGUCAACCCCAAGGUUGAUAAGCAGAGGUGUUGCUUCUGCACAUUUGAUAACACAGUACAGCUAGAGCAGUAUCUACUAGGGGAGUGACUGAGCUAGACCUUGCUGCUACCACUCCACAGCUGCAUUUUCUAGGCUAGGUUCCCCCUUUCACCUCUUCAAGUCAACUGCAGUAAAAGAAGAUUGUUUGCUCUUGCCAAGGUGCACAGCAAGAGCCAACAUAGUUCUGACACCACUACCCCAUGGAACUCCCUCUUACCCCUAGUUUUACACUCCAGUAAGCUGAGAAAUCAGUAUCUUUGCAGGGGAAAGUAACAUCUUUCCUAGCUGAGGAACAUAUAAAAGAGUGAAGCUUUCUUGUACAUGCACAGCUUCUUGCCUGCUACCUAAGCAACACCAGCUGUUGGAAUUCAGGUGUCCUCUCAUGGCAAAGAACUAAAGUAUCAAUUGGGACCGAACUGGGUGGGGUCAUCACUAUUGUAACACAUGACAUAAGGUUUAACCAGGUUGGGGUGGGGGGAAGAAGAGAAGCUAGCUCAGUGCAGAUUGGAGAAGUAACCUAACCAUUAGGAAUGGAACAGCAUCUCUUUAUGAGUGACUAAGUAACUACCUCUGAAUACAACAGCAAAAGCCUACCAUUGGCAUUGCAGGAAGGCUAAGCAUCCUUGGGUUGGGCAUUUCCUAACUUGAAGAUUGGACUUUACAAUCUUAAGUCCUUUAGUGCACUACUUUGUUUGUUGAAGUUUAGCUAGAGUCUGAGUAGCUAGAGUUCUCUGAAAGUCCUAUGCAAGGAUGGAGCAAUACUGCAGGGUAGCAGUAUGUGAUGCAUCCACUGUAAAAGGAAGAAAAUGAAAAAGCUUAAUACAGGAAGGGCCAUUGAAAA
Messenger RNA from Mauremys mutica (yellowpond turtle), 3531 nucleotides. RefSeq names its product perilipin-3-like. Gene Ontology annotation, cellular component: cytosol; lipid droplet. The transcript has 8 exons. Gene Ontology annotation, biological process: lipid storage; positive regulation of triglyceride storage. The coding region runs from base 125 to 1387 and encodes 420 amino acids. The record is from RefSeq and is a predicted model, not a curated record. Lineage: Eukaryota; Metazoa; Chordata; Testudines; Geoemydidae.